UGGUCGGGCCCACGUGGGUUGCAGUCUUGUCCGUCUGGAUCUGACUGAGCAGAUGUCAUGUUCGUUCGUUCGUUCGUUCGUUCAUUAGUUAGGGUUUUCUUUUGGUCGGGUCGGCGGUCUGGACCAGGCGAGACGAAGGCGCCGGCAAGAAAGUAGCAUUUACCAGUAGCAGCAGAAGACAGUUCGCAGUUCGCGCCGUACCCCUCCUUCCGCUCUCGACAUUGUCAUGGACGCUUCAUCUCUUAACUCCGCUGAAUUACAGCGACUCAUCUCUCAAGAGAAGGAAAGGGCAAUGAUGAAUGAGAUGGUAGCUAAGCUUACGAGUGCAUGCUGGGACAAAUGCAUAACGGGCACCCCAGGGAGCAAGUUCAGCUCCAGCGAAUCCUCAUGCCUCUCCAACUGUGCGCAGCGUUACAUGGACAUGAGCAUCAUCAUUAUGAAGCGCUUUCAAUCCAUGCAGAUAUAAGCAGUAGACUGAGAAUCAAAAUGUUGAGAUCCCAGUAACGUAUUGGAGGGAAUUAUAUUAAAUCUCUUUGAAAAUGAAAGGGGUAUAUCGGCAACAUAUUCUGGCAA
Messenger RNA from Punica granatum (pomegranate), 573 nucleotides. The record is from RefSeq and is a predicted model, not a curated record. NCBI's taxonomy places the organism in Eukaryota, Viridiplantae, Streptophyta, Magnoliopsida, Myrtales, Lythraceae.